Molecule: messenger RNA, 3635 nt
Organism: Dipodomys spectabilis (banner-tailed kangaroo rat)
Lineage: Eukaryota; Metazoa; Chordata; Mammalia; Rodentia; Heteromyidae
Gene: Kcnh5
Product: potassium voltage-gated channel subfamily H member 5
Exons: 11
Coding region: 384-3350 (988 amino acids)
Biological process (GO): potassium ion transmembrane transport; regulation of membrane potential
Cellular component (GO): membrane
Molecular function (GO): voltage-gated potassium channel activity
Source: RefSeq, a predicted model, not a curated record
CAUCUCCACCACCGGCGUCUCCGGCGGCCCCAGCAGCGGCCCCGGCGGGACGGCCCCGGCGCCCGCGGGGGCGGCGCAGGCGCACUGUGCCCGGCGGAGCCUGCAGUUGCCGAGCCCCGUGUGCGGCACCGCCACUGUCUGGGCAGCGGCGGCCGGGGGAGCGCUACUACCAUGAACUGCCUGGUCCUCCUCCCCAGAGCCGCUCAUCCUCAUCCGGGUCGGGCUGGAGACACCGUCAGGGGACCCCGCCGCCGCCGCCGCGCCCCCUCCUCUCUCGGCUGCCCCUCCAGCACCGUCUCCUCCUCCUCCUCUUCCUCCACCUCCUCUUCCUGCUUCCCCCCCUCCCCCGCCGCGGAUCCUGGCCGCCGCUCUCCAGACCCAGGAUGCCGGGGGGCAAGAGAGGGCUGGUGGCACCGCAGAACACGUUUUUGGAGAACAUCGUCAGGCGCUCCAGUGAAUCGAGUUUCUUGCUGGGAAAUGCCCAGAUUGUGGACUGGCCUGUAGUUUACAGUAAUGACGGAUUUUGUAAACUCUCUGGGUAUCACCGAGCUGACGUCAUGCAGAAAAGCAGCACAUGCAGUUUUAUGUAUGGAGAAUUGACUGACAAGAAGACCAUUGAGAAAGUCAGGCAGACUUUUGACAACUACGAGUCAAAUUGCUUUGAAGUUCUUCUGUACAAAAAGAACAGAACACCUGUUUGGUUUUAUAUGCAAAUUGCACCAAUAAGAAAUGAACAUGAGAAGGUAGUCUUGUUCCUGUGCACCUUCAAGGACAUUACGUUGUUCAAACAGCCAAUAGAAGAUGAUUCAACAAAAGGUUGGACAAAAUUUGCUCGGUUGACACGGGCUCUGACGAAUAGCCGAAGUGUUUUGCAGCAGCUCACACCAAUGAAUAAAACGGAGGUGGUCCAUAAGCAUUCCAGAUUAGCUGAAGUUCUUCAGCUGGGAUCUGAUAUCCUUCCUCAGUAUAAGCAAGAAGCGCCAAAGACGCCACCACACAUCAUUUUACACUAUUGUGCUUUUAAAACGACUUGGGAUUGGGUGAUUUUAAUCCUGACUUUCUACACGGCCAUUAUGGUUCCUUACAAUGUUUCUUUCAAAACAAAGCAGAACAAUAUAGCCUGGCUGGUGCUGGACAGCGUGGUGGACGUUAUUUUUCUUGUUGAUAUCGUCUUAAAUUUUCAUACGACUUUUGUGGGGCCUGGUGGAGAGGUCAUUUCAGACCCUAAACUCAUACGGAUGAACUAUCUGAAAACCUGGUUUGUGAUCGACCUGCUGUCUUGUUUACCUUAUGAUAUCAUCAAUGCCUUUGAAAAUGUGGACGAGGGAAUCAGCAGUCUCUUCAGCUCUCUGAAAGUGGUGCGUCUGUUACGCCUGGGCCGCGUUGCUAGGAAACUGGACCAUUACCUGGAAUAUGGAGCUGCAGUCCUUGUGCUCCUGGUGUGCGUGUUUGGGCUUGUCGCCCACUGGCUGGCCUGCAUCUGGUACAGCAUUGGAGACUAUGAGGUCAUUGAUGAAGUCACCAACACUAUCCAAAUAGACAGUUGGCUCUACCAGCUGGCCUUGAGCAUCGGGACUCCAUAUCGAUACAAUACCAGUGCAGGAAUAUGGGAAGGAGGCCCCAGCAAGGACUCGCUGUACGUGUCCUCUCUCUACUUUACCAUGACAAGCCUUACAACCAUAGGAUUUGGAAACAUAGCUCCCACCACAGAUGUGGAGAAGAUGUUUUCGGUGGCCAUGAUGAUGGUUGGCUCUCUUCUUUAUGCAACUAUUUUUGGAAAUGUUACCACAAUUUUCCAGCAAAUGUAUGCCAACACCAAUCGAUACCAUGAAAUGCUAAAUAAUGUUCGGGACUUCCUAAAACUCUAUCAGGUCCCCAAAGGCCUUAGUGAACGAGUCAUGGAUUAUAUCGUUUCUACAUGGUCCAUGUCAAAAGGCAUUGACACAGAGAAGGUCCUCUCCAUCUGUCCCAAGGACAUGAGAGCUGAUAUCUGCGUUCAUCUAAACCGGAAGGUUUUUAAUGAGCAUCCUGCCUUUCGAUUGGCCAGCGAUGGGUGUCUGCGCGCCUUGGCGGUAGAGUUCCAAACCAUUCACUGUGCUCCUGGCGAUCUCAUUUACCAUGCUGGAGAAAGCGUGGAUGCUCUCUGCUUCGUGGUGUCAGGUUCCUUGGAGGUCAUCCAGGACGAUGAGGUGGUGGCUAUUUUAGGGAAAGGUGAUGUGUUUGGAGACAUCUUCUGGAAGGAAACUACACUUGCUCAUGCCUGUGCCAAUGUCCGGGCGCUGACGUACUGUGACCUGCAUAUCAUCAAGCGAGAGGCCUUGCUCAAAGUCCUUGACUUUUACACAGCUUUUGCAAACUCCUUCUCAAGGAAUCUUACUCUCACUUGCAACCUAAGGAAGCGGAUCAUCUUCCGGAAAAUCAGCGACGUGAAGAAGGAGGAGGAGGAGCGCCUCAGGCAGAAGAAUGAGGUGACUCUGAGCAUCCCUGUGGACCACCCGGUCAGAAAGCUCUUCCAGAAGUUCAAGCAGCAGAAGGAGCUUCGAAAUCAGGGCUCCACGCAGAGUGACCCGGAGAGGAACCAGCUCCAGGUAGAAAGCCGCUCCUUGCAGAAUGGCGCCUCCAUCACUGGUACCAGCGUAGUGACCGUGUCGCAGAUUACUCCCAUCCAGACAUCGCUGGCCUAUGUGAAAACCAGUGAGUCCCUCAAACAGAACAACCGAGACGCCAUGGAACUCAAGCCCAACGGUGGUGCUGACCCCAAAUGUCUCAAAGUCAACAGCCCCAUCAGAAUGAAAAAUGGAAACGGUAAAGGGUGGCUGCGACUCAAGAAUAAUAUGGGAGCCCACGAGGAGAAGAAGGAAGACUGGAACAACGUCACCAAAGCUGAAUCCAUGGGGCUAUUGUCAGAGGACCCCAAGAGCAGUGACUCAGAGAACAGUGUGACCAAAAACCCACUACGGAAAACAGAUUCUUGCGACAGUGGGAUUACAAAAAGUGACCUUCGGUUGGACAAGGCUGGUGAGGCCCGGAGUCCUCUGGAGCAUAGUCCCAUUCAGGCAGACGCCAAACAUCCCUUUUAUCCCAUCCCUGAACAAGGGUUACAAACCACCCUGCAGGAAGUGAAACAUGAACUCAAGGAGGACAUCCAGUUGCUCAGCUGCCGAAUGACUGCCCUAGAAAAGCAGGUGGCAGAAAUUUUAAAAAUACUGUCUGAAAAAAGUGUACCCCAGACCUCUUCUCCCAAAUCCCAAAUGCCACUCCAAGUACCUCCCCAGAUUCCAUGUCAGGAUAUUUUUAGUGUUUCACGGCCUGAGUCACCUGAGUCUGACAAAGAUGAAAUCCACUUUUAAUAUAUAUAUAUAUACAUAUAUAUUUGUUAAUAUAUUAAAAAUAGUAUAUACAUCUAUAUACAUAUGUGUGUAUAUGUAGUAUAUACAUAUAUAUAUAUAUUUUCACUUGCUUUCAAUAUAAUGAACACAAUAUGGAUUUUGAUAUGUACAUAUUGCAUGUCCAGCUGGAUUCUGGCCUGCCAAAGAAGACAAUUAUUUAAAAAAUACACAUAGAUAUUGCUUGUAUAUUAUGCAGUUGACUGCAUGCACACUUUACAUUUAUAAUCUCUUCUAUGAUAAUAAAAA